GAUUAUAUCCUACAUAUCCAAAGAAAUUAGACAUUAUAGGGAAACUCUCAGUAUUAAUUUUAAAACGGGGGGAAAUGUUUCCUCUGGGAACAGAUGGUUCUUAUAUUUUAAUUGCGUUCCUGCUCCCUGCCAAUUCAUUUGGGUGUUAUACAAGGAUACAGAGGGAAAAGGUAAACCAUUUCCCCUCAGGUACACUGGUGUAGUGGAAAGAGCAUCGAAUUGGGUGUUGUGAAACCUGGUCUCUGUUGUUAGCUGUGGCACUAAUUAGCUAUGUGAGCAACCUUGUACAAAUUAUAUUUUCUCUGGACAUCAGUUUUCUUAUCUAUAAAAUAAAGUCAUUUGGACUAAAUCAUAUUGAAGACUCUGAUGUACUUUCUGUGUUUCUCUCUUUUUUUUUUUUUGGUCUUUUUUCUAAGUGCUCAAAUACUACACUACUUAAGGUAUAUUCCCUAGCAGUUUUUUUCUCCCUCUCUGUCUCUUUCUUCAAGACCUGGCCUAGGAGGGUACUGAGUAAGCCCGAAGGAAAGCAGGAGGGAAAUUAGCUACAGGAAGAGUUUGCACCCCCUCGCCCAGGAGGCCGAGUGCAGCUCCCACCGCCUGGGAAGGAAUGAUUUAUGUGCAGACAGCAUUUUCCAGACAAGCUCUGUACUUUUUUGCCAAGAGAAUAAACUUUAAACUGAAGGCAGUAGACAGUUAAACAAGAGUCGGCACUGGGAACAGCUGUGAGUAGACAAGACCAGUGACUUAUAAGGAGGCGACAGAGAUCGGAUGACAGCAAAUCAUGAGAGCUACCUCCUCAUGGCGAGCACCCAGAAUGAUAUGGAAGACUGGGUGAAGUCCAUCCGCCGAGUCAUAUGGGGACCUUUUGGAGGAGGCAUUUUUGGGCAGAAACUGGAAGAUACUGUCCGUUAUGAGAAGAGAUACGGGAACCGCCUGGCUCCCAUGUUGGUGGAGCAGUGCGUGGACUUCAUCCGACAGAGGGGGCUGAGAGAAGAGGGUCUCUUCCGACUGCCAGGCCAGGCCAACCUGGUGAAGGAGCUCCAGGAUGCCUUUGACUGCGGAGAGAAGCCGUCGUUUGACAGCAACACGGACGUGCACACAGUGGCGUCACUUCUCAAACUGUACCUCCGAGAGCUCCCGGAGCCAGUCAUCCCAUACGCGAAGUACGAGGACUUUCUGGCAUGUGCCAAGCUGCUCAGCAAGGAAGAGGAAGCGGGUGUUAAGGAAUUAGCAAAGCAGGUGAAGAGUUUGCCAGUGGUCAAUUAUAACCUCCUCAAGUAUAUUUGCAGAUUCUUGGAUGAAGUACAGUCCUACUCUGGAGUUAACAAAAUGAGUGUGCAGAACUUGGCCACUGUCUUUGGCCCCAAUAUCCUGCGCCCCAAAGUGGAAGAUCCUUUGACUAUCAUGGAGGGCACCGUGGUGGUCCAGCAAUUGAUGUCAAUGAUGAUUAGCAAACAUGAUCGCCUUUUCCCCAAAGAUGCAGAACUGCAAAGCAAGCCCCAAGACGGAGUGAGCAACAACAACAAUGAAAUUCAGAAGAAAACCACCAUGGGUCAGCUACAGAACAAAGAGAACAAUAAUACCAAGGACAGUCCCGUUAGGCGCUGCUCUUGGGAGAAGCCCGAGUCUCCCCAGAGGAGCAGCAUAGAUAAUGGAUCCCCCACAGCUCUGUCAGGCAGCAAAACUAACAGCCCAAGGAACAGUGUUCACAAGCCGGACGUCUCUAGGAGCCCCCCUCUUAUGGUCAAAAAGAAUCCCGCCUUCAAUAAGGGCAGUGGGAUUGUCACCAAUGGGUCCUUCAGCAGCAGUAAUGCAGAAGGUCUUGAGAAAACCCAAACCACUCCCAAUGGGAGCUUACAGGCCAGAAGGACCUCAUCACUGAAGGGGUCCGGUACCAAAAUGGGCACCCACAGUGUACAGAAUGGAACAGUACGAAUGGGCAUUUUAAACACCGACUCACUCGGGAACCCCAUGAAUGGUCGCAGCAUGAGCUGGCUGCCCAAUGGCUACGUGACCCUGAGAGAUAACAAGCAGAAAGAGCAACCCGGAGAGUCAGGCCAGCACAACCGGCUCUCCACCUAUGAUAACGUCCAUCAACAGUUCUCCAUGAUGAACCUUGAUGACAAACAGAGUGUCGACAGCGCCACCUGGUCCACUUCCUCCUGUGAAAUCUCCCUCCCUGAGAACUCCAACUCCUGUCGCUCCUCCACCACCACCUGCCCAGAGCAAGACUUUUACGGUGGGAACUUUGAGGACCCUGUUCUGGAUGGGCCACCACAGGACGAUCUUUCCCACCCUGGGGACUAUGAAAACAAAAGCGAUCGGAGGAGUGUGGGCGGCCGGAGUAGUCGUGCCACCAGCAGCAGCGACAACAGUGAGACGUUUGUGGGCAACAACAGCGGCAACCACAGUGCCCUGCACAGUUUAGUGUCCAGCCUGAAACAGGAGAUGACCAAGCAGAAGAUAGAGUAUGAGUCCAAAAUAAAGAGCUUAGAGCAGCGCAACCUGACGCUGGAAACAGAAAUGAUGAGCCUCCACGAUGAACUGGACCAGGAGAGGAAAAAGUUCACGAUGAUAGAAAUCAAAAUGCGCAACGCAGAGCGAGCGAAAGAGGACGCCGAGAAGAGAAACGACAUGCUCCAGAAAGAGAUGGAGCAGUUCUUCUCCACGUUUGGGGAGCUGACGGUGGAGCCCAGGAGAACCGACAGAGGAAACACGAUAUGGAUCCAGUGAGCCUGCUUUCUCCGGCCGCCUCGGCCCAUCUGGGGAGGACUCGGGGUUCCUGUGGGAGUGUACGUGGGAUCAGGUGACAGGUCACCUGGCUGUACAGUGCUCAGUCUAGCUGGUGAAGGAAUAUCAUUUACAGACGUGACCCAUCCAUAUCCGCAGUGUGUACCAAAGUUAUAUCGCGCCCCAUGUGCUACUGUCAAGUGUUACAACUGGAUAUGUGUAUAUAGAGUAGUUUUUGAAAAGUAAACUAAAAAGGAGAGGCAUAUCUCAAGAAUUAUUUUAUUGCAAGUCUUGUAUUUAAAAUGUUAAUUCAGUAUGUUGUUGCAAUUUAGCUUGCUUUCAAGCUUCACCCCUUGCACUUAACAUAAGCUAUUUUUGGCAUUGUGUUAUCAUCAGCUUAUUUUAUAGAUCAAUAUUUUUAUUUCCCUUUUUGCUGAGGAAAUGAAGAUAAGCAGAUAUAUAAAAAUAUAUAAAUAUAUAUCAGAUGAGUUAUUAAAAGCAAAAGAAUACUUUGUGGCUGUGCUGUUUGUGCCAAUAGACCUUACCAUGACCAAAAAGAGAAAUGUAGAGCAUUUUACGAAAUACAGUCGAAUCACCAGGAACCUUUGAACCACUUUUCAAUUCAUCCCUUGACACUGCUCAGUUUUCUUUGUGGUGAUUUGAUACGGGAAAUUUUGGACCAUGUGAAAAAGUCCCUUUCUCCAGCCCCCUGGUCUGCCUGGCCAAGUCCACGGAUGCCUGUCUGCUAUGCAGGGUGCACCUUAGAGGGGGAAAUGGGGAAGAAAACCAUUUAACCAUCCCUGCCUUGAAUUCCUCUGUGCUCGGGCCUGGAUCUCUGUGACUGCUGGAUGGUCGCAUGAGAAAGGCCUCCUGCCAUCUGGGAGUUGGGAAGCAGCGGUUAGGCCCCUUCCCACGCCUGCAGUGCCCUUGCAGGAGCGCCGGGCUUCCCCUCAGGCCUUCCCCCGCCCCUUAGCUGCACCUUGGGACACCGCAGUGAGAUAGUAGCCCUGUGUCCCUCUCAGUUAAACUGCGAGAGAGUGUGCCUCAGAGCGACAUUCUCUUCUCACUCAGGCCCGCUGUUCUUGGCCGUCUGGAUUCUCUCUGAAGGACACAGCAGGCAAAGGCAUUUUGCAGCUUGGCAGCAAGAGAGAGGUGAUGGGGGAGAGGGGACCAGAAGAAGGAGACAGAAGAAACUAAGUUUUGCUUCUCAUUUUUACAGUAUUGUUCUUCCCUGUUGGCAACAUAGUCAUUCACAAUCAUUUUAAAAUGUGGAUGCUUAAAGGUCCAAUUUUGAUAUAUUUGUGAACAUUAGUAAUGACAAGUUUCUAGAGAAGUUCAGGUUUCUUGGGAGCUAGUUUUGGGAGAACCGUUCUUCACAUGUUGAUAAGACAAUGCUUUUAAGGAGCAAAGCACAUCUGUCUCACAGGAAACAGAAACUCACUUUUAACGGCAUAAUCAGAAAUAAAUACCACUUGAGUUUAUGGGA
Miniopterus natalensis is the source of this 4216-nucleotide messenger RNA. RefSeq names its product Rho GTPase activating protein 24 (gene ARHGAP24). Gene Ontology annotation, molecular function: GTPase activator activity. The record is from RefSeq and is a predicted model, not a curated record. Gene Ontology annotation, biological process: negative regulation of ruffle assembly; activation of GTPase activity; wound healing, spreading of epidermal cells. Lineage: Eukaryota; Metazoa; Chordata; Mammalia; Chiroptera; Miniopteridae. Gene Ontology annotation, cellular component: focal adhesion.